AUGCCCUUCUGGCUUCGCCACCUCUCCCGUUCGCCACCUCUCCCGUUCGCCACCUCUCCCGUUCGCCACCUCUCCCGUUCGCCUCCUCUCCCGUUCGCCAUCUCUCCCGUUCGCCAUCUCUCCCGUUCGCCACCUCUCCCGUUCGCCACCUCUCCUGUUCGCCACCUCUCCCGUUCCCCUCCUCCCCCGUUCCCCUCCUCCCCCGUUCCCCUCCUCCCCCGUUCCCCUCCUCCCCCGUUCCCCUUCUCCCCCGUUCCCCUUCUUCCCCGUUCCUCUCCACACGGAGCAGCCUCCCUGCGCACGGAGCAGCCUCCCUGCGCACGGAGCAGGCGGGCGGGCAGUUGGGCACAGCAAGAUGCGCAUCUCCCCUGCCGGCCUGCCCCACUGCGUUCCUCCCUGCGCACUCGCAGCCGGGAAGGCAUCUCCUCGCUGGCCACGGGAAGGCAUCUCCUCGCUGCCCACGGGAAGGCAUCUCCUCGCUGGCCACGGGAAGGCAUCUCCUCGCUGGCCACGGGAAGGCAUCUCCUCGCUGCCCACGGGAAGGCAUCUCCUCUGUGGCCCGCCUCAAAGGUCCUCUCCCCUGGGACAGCUUUUCAGGCGCCUCAAAGGGGAGCGAACGAGGAUGGGCAGCUGGGCACGGGCGCACUGGCGCACUCAGCAGCGCUGCAGCUGGUGCCGGCGCUGGCAGGGGCGGACGUGGUGCAGCUGGUGGGUGGCAGCAGGAACUCCCUCGCCCUCACACAGGAUGGCCGGGUCCAAAACGUUCUUCCCCUCUUCCUUACCCCAUGUGCCGUCUGCACAGCACCAAUGCCUGUGCUGCUCUCGAACCAGCACGCAUCAAGCCUCCUCUUUCCAUCCUCGCCUUGGUGUUUGUGGGGAUGGAACCAGCACUACACAACUCACACCCUUCCUCCUAUUCCCCUCCUCUCCCCACCGCCCCUCUCCUUCCCAGCGUCCGCUACCCACCAGGUGUUCCUGUGGGGGUGGAAUCAGCGCAGCACGUUGGGCCAUCCACCCGCCCCGGCCGCCCCGCGAGAAGCCGUCCCCUGCCAGGUGGAGUCGCUUAAAGACGAGAAGAUCGUGCAGGCAGCCGUUGGAGGAUGGCACUGUCUAGCCGUGAACGAGAAGGGGACUGCUUUCUCUUGGGGCGGCAACGAGUAUGGGCAAUGCGCAGCCAAGGUAGCAGACAAGCUGCACGGCAACAAGCUGAGCGCCCGCGACAUCCUCUCGCCCUUCCCCUGCGUGCCCCAGCUGCGCGUCAAACAGGUGGCGGCGGGCGGCACGCACUCCGUGGUGCUCACGAGGGAGGGCGAGGUGUGGGUGUGGGGACAGCCCUGGCCGCCCGCUGACGCGAAGCACGUGUGGGUGCCGGCCAGAGUACCCGGGCUGAAGGGCGUGAGCAGCAUAGUGGUGGGCGCGUUUCACAACGUGGCGCUAAGGGGGGACGGCCGUGUGGUGGCGUGGGGAAUUCUGUCCAAGCAGGUGUGGGUGCCAGCAAAAGUACCCGGGCUGAAGGGCGUGCGGAGCAUAGCGGUGGGCGCGUUCCACAACUUGGCAUUAAAGGGGGACGGGCGAGUGGUGGCGUGGGGCAGCAACGAGUAUGGGCAGCUGGGCACGGGGGACACGCAGCCGCGCUCGCUGCCUGUGGACCUGCCUCAACUCACCCACGCUCAUGUGGUGCGUGCUGCUUGCAUGCUGUCACGACACCUGCGCGCAAUCUGCUUGCACCCUCACCCUCAUUCCUCACCAGCUCCGGGGGGGCCUCAAGACCCCGUUCACCACUUCCUGCAUGCUGUGCUCCCCCCGUGUCCACCCUCAAGUGCUCAAGUGGUGUGGGCAUGGGGAAGAGGGGAGCACGGGCGGAUGGGGUUCGGCGAGGACAAGACAAUCAAAGCCGUACCAACGGUGGUGACGCUGCUGGCGGGAGAAACAGUGGUGCAGGCCUCGUGUGGUGGCACACACUCCCUCGUUGUCACGCUUGAUGGGCGAAUGUUCACUUUUGGCAGAGUGGACGAUGGCAGGCUCGGGCCAGCAGGCUCGGUAACAACAGGCGACCUGGUCAGAGUUCCUCUCCCAGGGGACCCCGAUGCUACCUUCCAUCCGGAUGACCAUCCGAACCUGCAUAGAAGGCUCGGCAGCAUCAGCCGCUCCCUCAGCAACUCCUCUGAGCAGCCAAGAAGCCGAUGGCGGGCGGCGUUUGCGGUGUGCGGUGGUCGACAUAAUUUGGCAUUAUUGUGUCCGGAGGAGGAUUUGAGUGAGGUGAGCUGCCAUUUGCCAUGGCAUAAGGCACAAAAGGAGAGAGAGGGGAAAAAAGCGCAAGAGGGGCAGGUGCAAGGGGCAGGGGGGGCGGAGGCAGCAAGCAAGGCAGGGACAAGUGGAUCGGACGCAGGAGACGGCAGCACACAGCAGGGUGGAAGCAACGGUGAUGGAGAGCGUGCAGAGGGUGCUGCGUCCAUAGAUGGUAAUGACACGUAG
Molecule: messenger RNA, 2475 nt
Organism: Closterium sp. NIES-65
Lineage: Eukaryota; Viridiplantae; Streptophyta; Zygnematophyceae; Desmidiales; Closteriaceae
Source: the annotation of a GenBank genome assembly